GCAUCACACAGCACAUGCAAGAAAUCGAAAACCAAAUCCUGCGCAUGCGAAGGCGUUCCAGAUCCACUCAUUGGUCAUAACAAGCCCAGAAACAACCCCCUUCAUCACCUUUCGGGCAUGUCGCUACCUUGGCCUUUGCAUGGCGUCUUUGCUAGACAAAAUGAAUACAAAGGACUUCAGUGGGGCAUGCAUCCGGCUUCGACCCCUCUUCUUCGGUAUACUCUACCCUGGUUAUAUAUCAGCCGAAGACUUCAAAACUCUCUGUACUUCGACCUUGCUUAUUAUCUGGAUGGCCAUAACCUUGGGAGUGCUGUAUCAGACCGG
This is a messenger RNA of Aspergillus eucalypticola CBS 122712, 324 nucleotides long. RefSeq lists its product as uncharacterized. NCBI's taxonomy places the organism in Eukaryota, Fungi, Ascomycota, Eurotiomycetes, Eurotiales, Aspergillaceae. The record is from RefSeq and is a predicted model, not a curated record. The annotation marks the transcript as partial. The transcript is spliced from 2 exons.